AUGUUUGGUGGUGUAUUAAAUUGCAGAACUUUCAUGACGCCGCGGCUUAGGUUAUUUUCAUCAUUACAUCGUCAUUAUAGCAGUACACUAGAAACCAACUACACAGAAUCACAAAAGGAGAAAAUAUUACAAGUGUUGAAUGAAGAUAGUUCUUUGUUAACCAGAUAUGACAUAACAAAACUUCGAGUCAAGAAAAUAUCAGAUUUUUUGGGAAAAAAUGGAGAAAUUAAAUCAAUAUCUGAUAUUGAGAAUAUGGAAGGAUUUACAGAAAAAACAGCAAAAAAGCUCUUUAAAAGUAUUUUAGAUGGACCCAAAGAGAAAAUAGAAAAUUUAAACAAAAAAAUUAAAGGGCAAAUUUUACAUCCAUCUUUAAGUGAAAAUCUUCGACAGUCUUGUAAAACAGUGUUAGCAGUGUAUAUAACAGUGAAUUCAGUUUGUUGGGUGUUAAUAAAUAGAGAAAAUUAUGUAGUGGAUGAAUGGAGCUAUCACGGCAUUGACUAUCCUGAUGGGAAAAAGAUGCAAAUCACUGAUAUCCUGAAUAUGGCAUGGACUUUAACAAAUAAUAUGCCACUUGCAGAUUUAUAUGUGAUGAAAGCCGAGGCCACCAGCCUCAGAGCAACUGGUAGCGACCCGAAUAACCCUAAAGUGUUAGGUGUUAAUCUUCAAAAAGCACAGUUAGUUGCUAUGAUGGUCGCUCUCAUAAAUGCUAAGAAUAAUGAUAUGGAAGUGAAUAAAAUCAAUGAAACAGAAAGUCAAACUAAUCAGGAGCUGAAGCAAAAAGUGUAUUUCCUGCGGCCAACACUACCUUUUAGGUUAUAUGGAACUUUAGUAGGUAACGAGCGAGUAUCAACAGACCAAACUGUGAUAAAUUUAUUACAAGAAGCCGCUUCUAGGGAAUCUAACUCCCACGUGUUUGUUCCUGAGAAUCUUGUCAAUGAUUACUUAAGUCAGAAAGAACUACAAAAGGACAUGCUUGGGCAGUGUUUGUUGCUCGCGUUGACGUUUAUGGAUAUAUGUAUAUAUAAAAAUAAAGAAAGUAUCAAUAAAUUGUUAAAACGUACUGAA
Molecule: messenger RNA, 1065 nt
Organism: Brenthis ino (lesser marbled fritillary)
Lineage: Eukaryota; Metazoa; Arthropoda; Insecta; Lepidoptera; Nymphalidae
Source: the annotation of a GenBank genome assembly